This is a messenger RNA of Salvia splendens (bonfire salvia), 594 nucleotides long. Its product is annotated as photosystem II 10 kDa polypeptide, chloroplastic. The coding region runs from base 48 to 464 and encodes 138 amino acids. The transcript is spliced from 3 exons. Gene Ontology annotation, cellular component: thylakoid membrane; photosystem II oxygen evolving complex; photosystem II. The record is from RefSeq and is a predicted model, not a curated record. Lineage: Eukaryota; Viridiplantae; Streptophyta; Magnoliopsida; Lamiales; Lamiaceae. Gene Ontology annotation, biological process: photosynthesis.
CUUGAGCAAGAGCAGUUACAGUUGCAUUAGUAGAGAGAAGAAAUCAAAUGGCAAGCACAAUAAUGAGCUCAGUGGCGCUGAAGCCCGCCUCCUUCACCGCCGAUAAGUUCGCCGUCCGCGGCCUUCCAUCCCUCGCCAGAACCACCUCUCUCACAGUCCGAGCCAGUGGCGGCAAGAAGAUCAAGACCGACACACCUUAUGGAACUGGCGGCGGCAUGGACUUGAGAAAUGGAGUCGACGCCUCCGGCAGGAAAGGUACGGGAAAGGGCGUGUACCAAUUCGUGGACAAAUACGGUGCUAACGUGGAUGGAUACAGCCCUAUCUAUGACAGGAAUGAUUGGUCUCCGAGUGGCGAUGUGUAUGUCGGAGGCACUACUGGCUUGGCCAUAUGGGCCGUCACUCUCCUUGGCAUCCUUGCUGGCGGUGCGCUUCUUGUCUACAACACCAGUGCUUUGGUGCAGUAAACUAGAACUAUUAUUAUGUUUCUUUCUCCCAAUGUAUGCCACUACCAUCUGUAAUCUAUAGAUAUGAUUCUGUUCCGACGUCUUGUAAAAUUUGCCUUGUCAUAUACAUAUCUCAAUUGUUUACCAGCAA